Pestalotiopsis fici W106-1 is the source of this 1608-nucleotide messenger RNA. RefSeq lists its product as uncharacterized. Bases 1 to 1608 code for a protein of 535 amino acids. Lineage: Eukaryota; Fungi; Ascomycota; Sordariomycetes; Amphisphaeriales; Sporocadaceae. The transcript is spliced from 3 exons. The record is from RefSeq and is a predicted model, not a curated record. Gene Ontology annotation, molecular function: monooxygenase activity; heme binding; iron ion binding.
AUGGCAGAGUUCUCAUCAAUCAUCCAUACUUCCAUCCAUACUUCCAUCCAAUCAGUGGUGGCUCUUGUAACCUCCCACCCUCUUAUCCUCCUCUUUGUCCUUUGGUUCUUGAGGGCUGCAAUCAGACGAUAUUACUCUCCACUUCGAUCAUUCCCAGGCCCCUUUCUUGCUUCUAUCUCACGUACAUGGAAAUUCAUCUCCAUCGCUCGAGGCCACACACACCUGGAUUUCAUCGCACUGCACCAAAAAUACGGGCCUAUUGUCCGAACAGCUCCAGAUGAGCUGUCAUUUGCCUCGCCCCAAAUUGCACGAACCAUUCUCUCCGCCGGAAAAGGCUUUUACAAGACCAGUUUCUAUGCCGUCUUCCCACCGCCAGAGAACCCCGACAUCUUCACCGAGAUUCGCGAGGAUGUGCACGCUAUCAAGAAGCGCGUGGCCAAUGUGCCCUACUCCAUGGCGGCCAUGCGGCAGCUGAGCCCCUUUAUCGACGAUACUAUUGACUUGUUUGUCUCACAGCUCGCUGAGUUUUGCGUCGAUCUCGAAGUUGGCAAGUCGGUGCCUCUCGACGUUGGCGGGAGGGGCAAAGUUGACCUAGGAGCUUGGCUUCACUAUUUUGCUUUCGAUGUGCUUGGCGAGGUUGCCUUUUCCAGGUCUUUUGGCUUCUUGGCCGCGGGCCGCGAUGUCGAGGGUGCCAUUAAGACGAUUGAUGAUAUGCAGACGUAUAAUGGUCUGGUUGGCCAGAUUCCGAUACUCGAUUAUCUCUUGCGCAGGAACCCCAUGUGGAAGUAUGUGCUGGCAUUGAAUCCAGGCAAUUCUCUAAUUACGAGGAUUGCACUCGAUGAACUGUCGAAACGCAAGCCUUUUGACGAAAAUGCUGAGGGGCCCAGUAAGGAUGGUCGCCGUGACUUACUAGGCAGUCUCAUCAAGGGCCAUCUGAAGGAGGGCAGUGGUUUUGGCGAGGGCGAUGUGUUUGCCGUAGCGCACGGCGCCAUCUUCGCUGGCUCGGAUUCAACCGCGUCAACAAUGCAGUCCUUCUUCCACUACAUCCUCUCCGUCCCAGAAAUCCUGGGCCACCUACAGCAGGAACUCAAGUCCGCCAUGGCUGAUGGCAGCGUGCCAAAAGAAGGCAAUAUUGAAUACACACAAGCGUUGGACCUAUCAUAUUUCCAGGCAUGUCUGAAAGAAGCCAUGCGCCUUCGCCCUGCAGUCGGGCUCAACAUCACUAGACAUGUCCCAAAGGAUGGUAUCGAGCUAGACGGUGUUGUUUUGAAAGGUGACACGCGUGUUGCGGUCAACGGCUGGGUUUUGCAUCGACACAAGGAAACUUUUGGUCAGGAUGCUGAUGUAUUCCGACCGGAGCGAUGGUUGGAAGACGAGGAAAAGGCAAAGAAGAUGGAUAGGUUCAUGUUCCAGUUCGGAGGUGGCGCACAUGUUUGCAUUGGGCGCAACUUGGCCAUACUUGAGAUCAACAAGGUGAUACCAAGACUGUUGCGUGAUUUCAACUUUGAGCUGGUACACCCAAGCCAACCUCUCAAGGCACAUGCGUCCUUCUUUGUGGUUCAAGAGGGCCUGAAUGUUUUUAUCGAGAAGAAUAGCAGUGGUGUUUGA